Messenger RNA from Orycteropus afer afer, 745 nucleotides. It is a transcript of the gene CRYBA4, whose product is annotated as crystallin beta A4. Lineage: Eukaryota; Metazoa; Chordata; Mammalia; Tubulidentata; Orycteropodidae. The record is from RefSeq and is a predicted model, not a curated record. Gene Ontology annotation, biological process: visual perception; lens development in camera-type eye. Gene Ontology annotation, molecular function: structural constituent of eye lens.
AUGUUCUCUGGGCCCAGCUCGGAAGGGACCACCAUGACACUGCCGUGCACCAAGCUGGGGGGACACUGGAAGAUGGUGGUGUGGGACGAGGAGGGCUUCCAGGGCCGGCGGCACGAGUUCACGGCCGAAUGCCCCAGAGUGCUGGAGCUUGGCUUUGAGACAGUGCGAUCCUUGAAAGUGCUGAGUGGAGCGUGGGUGGGCUUUGAGCAUCCUGGCUAUCAAGGGCAGCAAUACGUGCUGGAGCGGGGCGACUACCCAUGCUGGGACGCCUGGAGCGGCAACACGGCCUACCCCUCCAUGAGGCUCACCUCCUUCCGGCCCGUGGCCUGCACGAACCACCGUGACUCGAGGCUGACCAUAUUUGAGCAAGAGAACUUCCUGGGCAGGAAAGGGGAGCUGAAUGAUGACUAUUCCUCCCUCCAGGCCAUGGGCUGGGAUGGCAAGGAAGUGGGUUCCUUCCAAGUUCACUCUGGGGCCUGGGUUUGCUCCCAGUUUCCUGGCUACCGAGGUUUUCAGUACGUGCUGGAGUGCGAUCACCACUCGGGACACUACAAGCAUUUCCGGGAGUGGGGCUCUCACGCCCAGACCUUCCAGGUGCAGAGUAUCCGCAGGAUCCAGCAGUGAGCAGGGGGCCUGGCACUGAGGAGUGCGCCGGGGCUUGUCUGAGUGGCGGGGCUGGGGAGGUGGCGAUACGUUCUCUCAUCUUGCCUCCCCACGUAACCCAUGUAAAGCCAGCACCCAUGUG